AUGGAGGCCCUCAUCCGAGUAUCCAACGCUAUCAAAUCCUUUCGGGAGACUCGGCUCAGCGCCCUACGGUCGCCGAGCGAGUUCUUCGACCAUAAUCGCCUUUCCCGCCCCGCCGACAUGAACCAGGCGGUUUCCCGCAUAUCAUACAACACUCGUUAUUUCUCUGGAAAUUAUGGCGUGGUUGUCGCCAUGCUAGCUGUAUAUGCUCUUAUCUCGGAACCCCUGUUGUUGAUAUCGUUAGGAUUUCUCAUCGGUGGCUUUGCAGCAAUCAACAGAUUUGCUGCCGAACCACUUCAAUUCGGUGAACACGUCGUUACACAGAAAACCCUAUAUACUGGCCUGUUCGUCAUCGGCAUUCCCCUGCUAUUGUUCUCGUCGCCGCUCGGUACUUUCUUCUGGCUCGUCGGUGCAUCGUCCGUACUCAUACUCGGACACGCGUGCAUCAUGGAGCCUGGUAUCGAGAGCGAGUAUGCGUCUGUCCAGGAUGCUGUGUAG
Messenger RNA from Sparassis crispa, 495 nucleotides. Its product is annotated as PRA1-like protein. Lineage: Eukaryota; Fungi; Basidiomycota; Agaricomycetes; Polyporales; Sparassidaceae. Gene Ontology annotation, cellular component: Golgi apparatus. The coding region runs from base 1 to 495 and encodes 164 amino acids. The transcript has 6 exons. The record is from RefSeq and is a predicted model, not a curated record.